GGUGCUCUAGGUGAGCCACGGGGUGAGUGGGCAGAGGCUGGCCUGGAAGAGGCUGAGGAUGGGCUGAAUGGUGGCCCUCCAGAAGCUAGGUCCACAUCCUAAUGCCCAGAAUCUUGUGAACGUGACCUUAUUUGGGAAAAGAAUGUUUGAUAAAAUUAAGUGAAAAUUCUGGAGAUGAGAUCCUCUUGGAUUACUUAGGGAAGCCCCACCUCCAAUGACAAGUGUCCUUAUAAGAGACACCCCAAGGAGAAGGCCAUGUGAUCACAGAGGCGGAGAUGGGAGGGACACAGCCACAAGCCAGGGACCGCCUGGGGCCACCAGAAGCUGGAAGAGACAAGGAAGGAUCCUCGCCUGGAGCCUUGGAGGGAGCAUGGCCCUGCUGACACGUGCAUUUCAGACAUCUGGCCUCCAGACACUGAGAGAAUACAUUUCUAUCGUUUUAAGCCACCCAGUUUGUGGUCAUUUGUUACCCAAGCCCUAGGAAACCAAAACAGCGGAGAAAUUUGAAAACAUACUCAAAAGUAGUACGAACAGUAUAAUAAACUCCCAGUGUACCCACCUUUGAGUUCCCACAGUGAUCAAGUCCUGCGGUUCUCUGCCUUCUUGAUGAUGAAGGUAUUACCAAAGCUAACUUGUGUCCUGGCAUGAGUCAGUUAUCUGGAACAUUCAUCUCCAGGCGUUGCUAGGUGUCUUUCUGGCAGGCACCCCGGCUCACUGUGUCUGGAUCUCCUCCUCUCCGGAGCCUGAGCGGAGGGUGCCCCUGCCCAGCCCACUGACCUUUGCCUGUGUGAGCCCUGGUUAAUUUUCGCCCAGGCUGUGGGCUGUGGGGCUCCUCCCCAACCCUCUCAGGGAUAUAAGUCUGGCCCGAGGCUGCCUUGCUCCUCACCGUCCUGCACUGCCCCCAGCUCCCCCUCUGCCCUCACCAUGGCCAAGGGCUUCUACAUUUCCAAGGCUCUGGGCAUCCUGGUCAUCAUCCUGGGCGUGGCGGCCGUGUGCACCAUCAUCGCUCUGUCCGUGGUGUAUGCCCAGGAGAAGAACAAGAACACCGGGAGCUCCACGGCCACCGCAGCCACCGCAGCCACCACCACGGCCACCACCACGGCCACCACCACGGCCACAAUCACGGCCACCACCACAGCCACCACCACAGCCACCACCACGGCCACCACCACGGCCACCACCACAGCCACCACCACAGCCACCACCACGGCCACCACCACGGCCACCACCACGGCCACCACCACGGCCACCACCACGGCCACCACCACGGACCAAAGCAAACCAUGGAACCGUUACCGCCUCCCCAAGACUCUGAUUCCCAGCUCCUACAACGUGACGCUGCAGCCCUACCUCACCCCCAACAGUGAGGGUCUGUACACCUUCCACGGCACCAGCACCGUUCGCUUCACGUGCAGUGAGUCCACCAACGUCAUCAUCAUCCACAGCAAUAAGCUCAACUACACCAACAUCCAGGGGCAAAGGGUGGCCCUGCGGGGCGUGGGGGGCACGCGGGCCCCCGCCAUUGACACGACCGAGCUGGUGGAGCUCACCGAGUACCUGGUGGUGCACCUCCGGGAGCCACUGCAGGUCAAUGGCCAGUAUGAGAUGGACAGCGAGUUCCAGGGGGAGCUGGCUGACGACCUGGCGGGCUUCUACCGCAGCGAGUAUAUGGAGAACGGCGUCAAAAAGGUGCUGGCCACAACGCAAAUGCAGGCCACACAUGCCCGGAAAUCCUUCCCGUGCUUCGACGAGCCAGCCAUGAAGGCCACGUUUAACAUCACCCUCAUCCACCCCCGCAACCUCGUGGCCCUGUCCAACAUGCUGCCCAGAGGCCCCAGCGUCCCUUUCUCGAGAGAUCCCACCUGGAGCGUCACCGAGUUUAAAACCACGCCUGUAAUGUCCACUUACCUGCUGGCCUACAUCGUUAGCGAGUUCAAGCAUGUGCACACGAGAACGCCCAGUGGCGUCCUGAUCCAGAUCUGGGCUCGGCCUAGUGGGAUCGACCAGGGCCAUGGAGAUUAUGCCCUGAAUGUGACAGGCCCCAUCCUAGACUUCUUUUCCGCACAUUAUGACACACCCUACCCACUCAACAAAUCUGACCAGAUCGCCUUACCUGACUUCAACGCUGGCGCCAUGGAGAACUGGGGGCUGGUGACCUACCGGGAGAACUCUCUGCUCUUCGACCCGCAGUCCUCCUCCAGCAGCAACCGGGAGCGGGUGGCCACCGUGAUUGCGCAUGAGCUGGCCCACCAGUGGUUUGGGAACCUGGUGACCUUGGAAUGGUGGAAUGACCUGUGGCUGAACGAGGGCUUUGCCUCCUACGUGGAGUACCUGGGCGCCGACCAUGCAGAGCCCACCUGGAAUCUGAAAGACCUCAUGGUGCUGAACGACGUGUACAGGGUGAUGGCCAUAGAUGCGCUCGCCUCCUCCCACCCGCUGUCCUCGCCUGCCAAUGAGGUCAACACGCCGGCCCAGAUCAGCGAGAUGUUCGACUCCAUCUCCUACAGCAAGGGAGCUUCGGUCCUCAGGAUGCUCUCCAGCUUCCUGACGGAGAAUCUGUUCAAGAAGGGCGUGGCGUCUUACCUCCACACCUUUGCCUACAAAAACACCAUCUACCUGGACCUGUGGGACCACCUGCAGAAGGUCGUAAACGAUCAAGCCAUCGAGCUGCCAGACACCGUGCGCAACAUCAUGGACCGCUGGAUCCUGCAGAUGGGCUUCCCGGUCAUCACCGUGAACACCACCACUGGCGCCAUCUCCCAGCAGCACUUCCUCCUCGACUCCGAGUCCGUGGUCACCCGCCCCUCAGAGUUCAAGUACCUGUGGAUUGUGCCCAUCACUUCCAUCAGAAAUGGCCUGCAGCAGAAAGGCUACUGGCUUCCAGGAAAUGCACAGGCCCAGGAUAACCUGUUCAAAACCACAGCUAAUGAGUGGGUCCUGCUGAACCUCAACGUGACGGGCUACUACCUGGUGAACUAUGACGAAGAGAACUGGGGAAAGAUCCAGACUCAGCUGCAGACAAACCUGUCGGUCAUCCCUGUCAUCAACCGGGCUCAGGUCAUCCAUGACACCUUCAACCUGGCCAGUGCCCGAAAGGUCCCUGUCACCCUGGCCCUGAACAGCACUCUCUUCCUGAGCCAAGAGAGAGAGUAUAUGCCCUGGGAGGCCGCCCUGAGCAGCCUGAGCUACUUCAAGCUCAUGUUCGACCGCUCUGAGGUCUACGGCCCCAUGAAGAACUACCUGAGGAAGCAGGUCACGCCUCUCUUUGAUUAUUUCGAAAGACUCACCCACAACUGGACUGUUCACCCGCAGACCCUGAUGGAACAGUACAAUGAGAUCAACGCCAUCGGCACUGCCUGCACCUAUGGGGUUCCUAAGUGUAAGGAGCUGGUCUCAACUCUUUUCGAAAAGUGGAGGAAGGACCCCCAAAAUAACCCGAUCCACCCCAACCUGCGCUCCAUCGUAUACUGCAACGCUGUUGCCCAGGGUGGGGAGGAGGAGUGGAACUUCAUGUGGGAACAGUUCCAAAAUGCCACGCUGGUAAACGAGGCCGACAAACUCCGUGCAGCCCUGGCCUGCAGCAACCAGGUCUGGAUCCUGAACAGGUACCUGAGUUACACCAUGAACCCUGACCUCAUCCGGAAGCAAGAUGUCACCUCCACGCUUAGCAGCAUCGCCAGCAAUGUGGUCGGGCAAAAUCUGGUCUGGGACUUCGUCCAGAGCAACUGGAAGAAGCUCUUUGACGACUUCGGCACCGGCUCCUUCUCCUUCUCCAACCUCAUCCAGGCAGUGACGCGACGGUUCUCCACGGAGUUCGAGCUGCGGCAGCUGGAGCAGUUCAAGAUGAACAACAUGGACACAGGCUUCGGCUCGGCUACUCGGGCUCUGGAGCAAGCCCUGGAGAAGACCAAAGUGAACAUCAAGUGGGUGAAAGAAAACAAGCAAGUGGUGCUUAGUUGGUUCACAGAAAACAGCUAAUAGUCCUUGGUCCUUAACCAUCACCUGGCCCCCAUGUGAGAUGCCUCUACGUGUCUGCCCCCAUGGCCCACGACAGUACCCCAUUCCUGGAGCCUGAGGCAAUGGUGUCCUCCCCUCAGGGACAAAGUCUCUGGCCCACGUUUUCUCCAGUCUGCCCAUGGAGCUGAUCCAGUUCCUGAUGACCAGACUGUCCAAGCACCUUCCAGCCCCUGCCCCUCAUGCCAACCCUCACCCCAGGCCUGGCAUGGUGCCUGUCACCCAGGGCCCUGGGGCUGAUCUCAGGGAAGCCCAGCUCUAGGGCCAGAUGAGCAGAAGCCCUCAAAGGACGAUGGAUGGCCUUGGGGGGGUAGCCCUGUGCCCUCUCUCACCUUUCCAUAAAGACCCUGAACCUAAAGAAUCAACAGGGCAGAAGAUCUAUAUUUUUUUUUCUAAGAGAAAAUGUAAAUAAAGGAUUUCUAGAUCAA
Messenger RNA from Mirounga angustirostris (Northern elephant seal), 4442 nucleotides. It is a transcript of the gene ANPEP, whose product is annotated as alanyl aminopeptidase, membrane. NCBI's taxonomy places the organism in Eukaryota, Metazoa, Chordata, Mammalia, Carnivora, Phocidae. Bases 925 to 3978 code for a protein of 1017 amino acids. The transcript has 23 exons. Gene Ontology annotation, cellular component: plasma membrane; cytoplasm. The record is from RefSeq and is a predicted model, not a curated record. Gene Ontology annotation, biological process: peptide catabolic process; proteolysis. Gene Ontology annotation, molecular function: peptide binding; metalloaminopeptidase activity; zinc ion binding.